CUCAGUCGCUGUGUGCACAUCAUUCCAGAGUAGGACACUACAACUGCAGAACAUCAAGGGGAACUGAGAGGCACGCCGGGAAGAUAAGUGCUGCUUCCAAUGUGGAGCAGACCUGCUUAGGCACUUUUUUACGCACGCAUGUUGCGGACCGGGACUAAUACUAUAUAAGGACGUAAAUCGAUUUUUGUACAUUUUAUGGAAUAAAAAUCAUUUAAAGAUGAUACUGAAUAUAAAGCAUGUCCUGUGGUUAUAUUGCCUCUGUGAAGCUGCAGCUGCAACAGCCUCAAAUGCAUUAUCAGUCAUCCAACCAGUCAUAGGGUCCCUCUCAGGGAAGGUAAAUCUUCCCUGCUACUUUUCCACAAUCCCAACCUCAGCACCAGUCAUCAGUCCCAGUGGAACAGUCGUUUACAACAAGGAUUACUUGCGGAUCAAAUGGAGCAAAAUACAGGGACGAACAGAGUCCACGGUGCUGGUGGCACAAAAUGGGAUCAUCAAGAUAGGCUCAAGCUACAGGAACCGUGUGUCAGUACCCAGCCACCCUGAAGUUGUCGGCGAUGCCUCGCUCACAAUUGUGAAGCUGCGUGCCAGUGAUGCUGGCACUUAUCGUUGCGAGGUCAUGUUCGGGAUUGAAGACACCCAGGAUACUGUUAACCUCGAUGUCAGCGGUGUUGUCUUUCACUACCGAUCAAGCAUCAGCAGGUACACUUUGGACUACCAGAAAGCUGUACAAACUUGUGAAAACGUUGGAGCAAACAUUGCUACCUAUGAGCAACUGAAAGCAGCCUAUGAGGACGGCUUUGAUCAAUGCGAUGCCGGUUGGAUUGCUGACCAGACAGUGAGAUACCCAAUUACAAAGCCAAGAGAGGGCUGUCAUGGCAACCUUCCCAAUAAACCUGGUGUCAGGUCGUAUGGAACCAGAAAACCUACAGAGACCUACGAUGUGUACUGUUAUGUAGGCAAACUGGAUGGUGAAGUCUUUUAUGCUCCCGUGACCCAUAAGAUGACUUUUGAAGAAGCCAGUGAAGAGUGUAAAAAGAGGAAAGCUGUCCUGGCAAGUCCCGGACAGCUGCAUGCUGCUUGGCGACAGGGGCUGGACAGAUGUGACUACGGCUGGCUCUCCGAUGGCAGUGUACGGCAUCCUGUCGCAGUCCCCAGAACUAAGUGUGGCGGAGGCCGACUCGGCGUGAGGACCAUGUAUCGCUACAGAAAUCAAACUGGCUUCCCAGAACCAACUAGAAAGUUUGGGGCUUACUGCUUUAAAGGAAGAAGAUUGGUAUUCAGCCAUACUUCCUUUGUGGAUGUAUCUGUGGUAGAAAUGACCACCAACGCCAUCAGUCCCAGUACCUCCAUCCCUUUACUGGAGAGUAGCACCAUUCUGACAACCCCAACAUCUGAAAAAACAUCAGAGGCAGACGUUUCUCCAGAUUCUUCUCCAGAUCCUCCAUCUAUGUUCUCAACCAGCAUGGCUCCACCUCGCCCCACCCCAGCAGGCCAUGAAGAAGAGUUAAUCACAACAGUUGCACCCACUAUCAAAGACGACCAUGAGGACGACGAUGAUGUAACAGCUGCGCCAGAUUCUCACACUGAUGAUCAAAAUGUAACCUUUGUGGAAACUGCUGCUGCCCAUGGUGGCACAGCCACAGAAACUAAGAUCACGGUGGAAAGCACUGAUGCCACAGUGUCUGCUGAUGAGUCAGAUGAUCAAUCAGUAAUUCAGGUCAGCACGAUUCAGCCUGACGUCCCUAUACCAGAUGCUUCUCUCCGCAACGAGCUCAUGUUUGCUGAAGGGGAGACAGAGGAAACUGUCAUAGAUCCUAGGAACAUCACAUCGAUCUCUGAUCUCACUGACACUCCAACCAAAUCAUCUGAAGUUAGCCAUGAGGAAAUGCUUAGCUCCUCACAAUUAACACCAUCACCUUCAAUCAGUGAUAUAGCAAUAGACUAUAUUUUGAACUAUGAUGACAUCGAUACUCAUUUAGGUUUAGAGGGUCAGCCACCUACUAGGCCAUCCCAACCAGAUGGCUCAUCCAGCCCUUCAGACACCAAUAGAAUUGAUGAUACAAUCACAGCCAUUCCACCUUUAAAUAACACCCAUCAUGUCAGUGAGGUGAAGGUAACCACCACACUGACACCAAAUACUGCCAGCAGUGCAACACAAACUCCGCCUAAAGCACAGGAUGUUGAGACACCACCAACACCUGAAGUUUCACCAGGCACAAUCAUCCUGAUCGACAGUGAAAUGUUAACUGAGGAAGUGAAAUCUUCAGCAGCUGUCCAUGUCUUUGAUGAGUCUUCCACUCAGGUGACGGAGCGCAUUGGUGGCACCGUGAUGGAGGACAAAACAGCAGCAGAGUUUGGUACAGAGUUCUUUAUAUCUGCUCCAACGACUUCAACGGUGGCCAGUACAACAGCCCAUCCAGCUGCAGUGGUCACAGAUAACCAGACCACCACUACGCAGAUUCAGAAUGCAUCAGCUAACCAGGCUUCAGAGUCACAGAAUGCUCAGUCUCUUGCCACACCAGUUCUGUUGGACCAUCCCACUCCCUCUGUAGCUGUUGGUGAGCCAAUCAUACAAAGCAGAGACCCAGAACGUUUCACACAAGCUGCUAUAACCAUCACCCCAGCUAUCAGCUUUAUUAAUGGUAAACAAGAGAUCACACUGGAGCCUCAAAGUGUGGAAGAAAAAGAGGCCAAAGGUACAGAGAUUUUGACAAUUGUGACAACUCUCGGAACUAGCAAUGACAUUUCCAUGGCAUCUGAUCCUAAUUUGACUGAUUUCUCUGAUGGUAGCUUCACUAAAUCUAUACAGGAACCUACAGAACCUCUGGCUUUUACAGAAACCCCAUAUAUGGUUGUCCCUGAGCCUGAUAGAAGGCCAACAGUUGAAUCAACGCCUGCUCAAUUAGGGGAUGAUCUGACCACAAAAGGCUCAAAACACAAAGACUUAACCUCUGUUAUUGCCACAACAGUGGAGGACAAGAUUCCACUGGAAACUGCACAAAUAACUGUGGCUGGCUCAGCUUCCACAGAUACUACUGACCUUCUUCCUGCAGUAACACCAACUGAGCCACAGAGAACCAAAGCAGUUAAAGAAACCCAAACAUCACAGGCUAAUGUGAAAACCCCUGCUUUCAGCACUAUGUCUGUACAAGAAGGGACACGUGAGACAGGAAGGACUCCUGCCCAUGUGAAAAGUGACUCAAAUCUGACUCAGAGACAGAAGACUGAGGAUGAAUCUCCAACUACUUCUUCAACCAGAUUUUACACAGACAAAGAUAACGAUGAAAUCAUAGCGGAAACAGAGAGCACAUCUGCCAUUCCAGCUGUUAAAGACAGCACAGAGUCUGUGUUAGAGACUGUGUAUAGUCCUUCCACGGAUGACGCUGAUAGGGAAAUAGCGCCAUCAUCAAGAGGCCCCACUCAAGAUGUAGAGGGGAGGAAAGAGAUCCAGACCACAGAAGGAUUUGUCUUAAGCACAACAACUUCUUCAGUAUUUAGUAUUGCACCCUCUCUUAAGCAGAUAGUCAAGACUGAGAUCACACCAGCUGCAGGAGGUACUGAAUCUUCAGAAUCUGAAGCACCGACUGAAACUCCGGAGGAUAAAAUCACAAGUCAGGGAGGGAUUAGAGUCAGCCCAAUGCGUUUAACUUCCUCCACAGAAAGAGUUGGAAAUGAUGCGGUAUCUAUAACGCAGGAGGAGGGUUCAGUAGUCCAAACUGUAAAUAUGUUUACAACCAGCCCACAUCCACAUAUCUCUACCUUAGCAUUAUCUUCAAGUUUAACCUUUACACAUACAGAAGCUAAAGCCCAAACGGAAAGUGAAGUAACUGCUGAAACAGAUGUGUCUGUUUCAGCUGGUGAGUCAACAGAAAAAACUUCAACUGAGGAUACAACUGGAAAGAAAUCUUCAUCAGUGCACCCUGUUAGUUGUAUUACUUUAAUAGGUCCCGUGUGUCUUACCACUUCUGAAGAAAGUACAGAUGCACAAACUAAAGUACCAUCCCUUACCAGUGUUGCAGAUGGUGAGGUUGAAAGUGAAAGCAGUCAACCUACCGUAAUGGAGUCGUUUGCUUCUGUCAGUCCGUCAACAAUGAAGUCAGAAACUACAUCCUUCCUGAGUGCCACAGAUGCAGAUUUUUCUGGAGACAGCACUACUGUUUUCCCUGAAGUCUCAAGCAUCAAAACAACAACAGUGCUUUCAAGUGAUACUUCAAAAGGUGCUUUUACUUCAUCCUCAUCUGUCUUCAGUACUCAGAAGCCAAUAUCAGUGUCAUCUGGUACGGAAAAAACUGUCACCACAAGCGAGUUCGAUGAAUAUUCAUUAACACCAGAGGAAAGUUCUUUUUUGACAUCAACAGAAGAUGGCUCAGAAGAUCAGACACCUGAAAUGAUCAGAAAUCUCACUGCACUUCCCACAGCUUCCUCAAAGUUCACCACGGAGAAGUCAACAGCAACUCCAGCUGACGUUUACUCCAGUGCUCUCUCAGAUCAGACAGAAAAGACUUCUGUUUCUCCUUUGACUGAUAAAACAAUGACCUAUUCGGACACAACUCCAAUGGAUGUAGAACUUUCAAGUGAUGACACCACAGAUAUAUUGAAUGCAACCUCUUUUUUCAGUGACGCAUCUCCAUCUUUAUCCAGCACUGUGGAAUCAAUACCGCUAUCACUUGCAGUAACACAACAUGUUGAUACAGAUGAGACUAAAGUACCAUCCCUUACCAGUGUUGCAGAUCGUGAGGUUGAAAGUGAAAGCAGUCAACCUACCGUAAUGGAGUCGUUUGCUUCUGUCAGUCCGUCAACAAUGAAGUCAGAAACUACAUCCUUCCUGAGUGCCACAGAUGCAGAUUUUUCUGGAGACAGCACUACUGUUUUCCCUGAAGUCUCAAGCAUCAAAACAACAACAGUGCUUUCAAGUGAUACUUCAAAAGGUGCUUUUACUUCAUCCUCAUCUGUCUUCAGUACUCAGAAGCCAAUAUCAGUGUCAUCUGGUACGGAAAAAACUGUCACCACAAGCGAGUUCGAUGAAUAUUCAUUAACACCAGAGGAAAGUUCUUUUUUGACAUCAACAGAAGAGGGCUCAGGAGAUCAGACACCUGAAAUGAUCAGAAAUCUCACUGCACUUCCCACAGCUUCCUCAAAGUUCACCACGGAGAAGUCAACAGCAACUCCAGCUGACGUUUACUCCAGUGCUCUCUCAGAUCAGACAGAAAAGACUUCUGUUUCUCCUUUGACUGAUAAAACAAUGACCUAUUCGGACACAACUCCAAUGGAUGUAGAACUUUCAAGUGAUGACACCACAGAUAUAUUGAAUGCAACCUCUUUUUUCAGUGACGCAUCUCCAUCUUUAUCCAGCACUGUGGAAUCAAUACCGCUAUCACUUGCAGUAACACAACAUGUUGAUACAGAUGAGACUAAAGUACCAUCCCUUACCAGUGUUGCAGAUGGUGAGGUUGAAAGUGAAAGCAGUCAACCUACCGUAAUGGAGUCGUUUGCUUCUGUCAGUCCGUCAACAAUGAAGUCAGAAACUACAUCCUUCCUGAGUGCCACAGAUGCAGAUUUUUCUGGAGACAGCACUACUGUUUUCCCUGAAGUCUCAAGCAUCAAAACAACAACAGUGCUUUCAAGUGAUACUUCAAAAGGUGCUUUUACUUCAUCCUCAUCUGUCUUCAGUACUCAGAAGCCAAUAUCAGUGUCAUCUGGUACGGAAAAAACUGUCACCACAAGCGAGUUCGAUGAAUAUUCAUUAACACCAGAGGAAAGUUCUUUUUUGACAUCAACAGAAGAUGGCUCAGAAGAUCAGACGCCUGAAAUGAUCAGAAAUCUCACUGCACUUCCCACAGCUUCCUCAAAGUUCACCACGGAGAAGUCAACAGCAACUCCAGCUGACGUUUACUCCAGUGCUCUCUCAGAUCAGACAGAAAAGACUUCUGUUUCUCCUUUGACUGAUAAAACAAUGACCUAUUCGGACACAACUCCAAUGGAUGUAGAACUUUCAAGUGAUGACACCACAGAUAUAUUGAAUGCAACCUCUUUUUUCAGUGACGCAUCUCCAUCUUUAUCCAGCACUGUGGAAUCAAUACUGCUAUCACUUGCAGUAACACAACAUGUUGAUACAGAUGAGACUAAAGUACCAUCCCUUACCAGUGUUGCAGAUCGUGAGGUUGAAAGUGAAAGCAGUCAACCUACCGUAAUGGAGUCGUUUGCUUCUUACUCAGAAGCCAAUAUCAGUGUCAUCUGGUACGGAAAAAACUGUCACCACAAGCGAGUUCGAUGA
Molecule: messenger RNA, 6274 nt
Organism: Oreochromis niloticus (Nile tilapia)
Lineage: Eukaryota; Metazoa; Chordata; Actinopteri; Cichliformes; Cichlidae
Product: versican core protein-like
Exons: 9
Coding region: 218-6274 (2018 amino acids)
Biological process (GO): skeletal system development; central nervous system development; positive regulation of neuroblast proliferation
Cellular component (GO): perineuronal net; synapse
Molecular function (GO): hyaluronic acid binding
Source: RefSeq, a predicted model, not a curated record